Aegilops tauschii subsp. strangulata is the source of this 1941-nucleotide messenger RNA. RefSeq lists its product as uncharacterized. The record is from RefSeq and is a predicted model, not a curated record. Gene Ontology annotation, molecular function: protein dimerization activity. NCBI's taxonomy places the organism in Eukaryota, Viridiplantae, Streptophyta, Magnoliopsida, Poales, Poaceae.
AUGGGGAAUGAUGGGUUUUGUGAUUGGAGGCAUAUUAAUGAGAGACUAAAAGAGCACGAAGCUAGUGUCGACCAUAUUACCAACAUGAACUCGUGGAAUGAAUUGAGAGUUAGACUGAGCAAGCAUGAAACAAUUGACAAAGAUUUACAGCAACAAAUCACAAAGGAGAAGGAACGCAUAAGGCAAGUUUUGUUAAGAAUUGUUGCCAUUGUGAAAUUUCUUGGUAAGCGCAAUUUGGCUUUUAGAGGAUCCAGUGAGCAACUUUAUGAUAAUACUAAUGGAAAUUUUUUAGCUUGUGUGGAGAUGGUUGCAGAGUUUGAUUUGGUAAUGCAAGACCAUCUUAGGCGUAUUCAAGAUAAAGAGAUCCAUCACCAUUAUCUUAGCCAUAAAAUUCAAAACGAGUUGAUUUCUCUUAUGGCUAGUGACAUUACAAAUUCUAUUCUCAAGAUUGUCAAAGUGGCCAAAUAUUUCUCUGUUAUCCUAGAUUGUACCCCGGAUGUGAGUCAUCAAGAACAAAUGAGUUUGUUGGUUCGAUGUGUUCAUAUAUCUGAUGGAAAAAUACAAAUUGUGGAGUACUUCCUUGCUUUUUUGGUAGUGGAGGACACAUCUGGUUUGGGAAUUUUCAAGGUAUUGGUUGAUUCUAUGAAGUCCUUCGAUCUUAAUAUUGAUGAUAUUAGGGGCCAAGGUUAUGACAAUGGAUCCAACAUGAAAGGAAAAUACAAGGGGGUGCAAAGUCGGUUGCUUGAGGUAAAUCCAAGAGCUUUGUAUAUGCCAUGUGCUUGCCACAGUCUUAAUCUUACCCUUUGUGAUAUGGCUAAAUCUUGUGGUAGAGCUGUUUCUUUUUUUGGAAUUGUGCAACGAAUAUAUGUAUUAUUCAGUGGUUCUACGAAAAGAUGGAAAGUUUUUGUCAGCCAUGUGACAGAUUUGACUGUGAAAUCGUUGAGCAAUACUCGUUGGGAGAGUCGUAUCAAAAGUGUUAAAGCAAUUAGAUUUCAAGCUCCUAACAUAAGAUCAGCUUUACUUGAGUUAAGUGAAGAUAGUGGUACCGAACCCAAGGAUAGGAGUGAUGCAAAAAAUUUGUUUGAUGUGCUUGGCAGCUAUGAGUUCAUACUUGGCAUGGUCAUUUGGCAUGACAUUCUAUUUGCUGUAGAUUCAGUAAGCAGGAAGCUGCAAUCACCAUCCAUGUGCAUUGAGACUGCCUUAAAGCAAAUAGAUGGUAUGAGGACUUAUUUUGACACUUAUAGAGAGGAAGGGUUUGAUUCUAGUGUGAUCAUUGCCAAAGAAAUCGCAGCUGAAAUGGGUGUAGAGCCAUCAUUUCCAGUAAAGCGUCGUGUUUCUAGGAAGAAACAAUUUGAUGAAGAUGACAAUGAUGAAGCGAUAUUGGAAGCUGAGAAGGAUUUUAAAGUCAAUUAUUUUUUGAUUAUGGUUGAUAAGGCGGCCACUUCACUGAAAAUUAGAUUUGACGAACUUGAGUCAUUCAAAAAUAUAUUUGGAUUUUUAAUGAGUUCAACGGCCUUGAAGUCAUUGGACCGUUCUGAACUUAAAGACAGUUGUACAAAAUUUGCAAGUGCUUUCUCUUCGGGUGGUUCAUCUGAUGUUGAUUUAAAUGAUCUGAUUUCUGAGUUAAUUGUUAUGCAGUCAACUUUGCCCGAUAGAACAAUGUCUGCUAUGGAGAUUUUUGAGUUUGCGAGGGAAGCAGAUUGUUAUCCAAAUAUUGCUAUUGCAUACCGGAUUUUCUUUACUAUGCCUGUUACUGUGGCAUCAGCUGAAAGAAGUUUUUCGAAGUUGAAAUUGUUGAAGAACUACUUGAGAUCUACAAUGUCGCAAGAGAGGUUAAAUGGCUUGGCAACUUUAUGCAUCGAGAAAAAUUUGGUUGAUGAAAUUGAUAUUGAUACCAUCGUUAGUGAUUUUGCAUCUCAAAAUGUUAGAAGAAAAUUUUGA